AUGAGUGUGUCAUUCGACUUCUUCAUAAGGCUGGUGUCCUCACCCACAAUUGAUGAUCUCCGCAACGCUCAUUCACGAGGCCGUUCCUUGGAUAUUGGGGUUCAUUCCUUCCGCAACCUAAAACAGCUUUCACAAUGGCGGAGGCUCUGGUGGGUUUCACUUGUCGCCAUUGGCAUCCCUAUCCAAUUAUUCUUCCAUUCGUCUACAUUCAUUGUAUACACAUCAACUACAUAUUCUGUCCUCUUUGCUAGCGAAGCUUUCACGACAGGCGCAGACUUUGUGUAUCCCGGUGUGGCCUUCCUGGGUCUGACGGCAUACAAUUCAACAACCGAAGUUCAAUCCCACUUUUACGACAUUCUGCCGGGGUUCCGGGCGGCAUCGAUGAAUUGGACCAGGCUGGAGGGCCAAGACUGCCUGCGCACGUAUUUCCAAGACCCGAAGGGCCUGCAAAGUCAUCGCAACCUUUUGCUUGUCGUUCAGACAGGGCCCAAUGCCGAUGCGAAAGGCUGGCAGGGGGCUCAAGUCUGGAACAGCACUCCGGCCGCCUAUACUAACGACACUAUCCAUGAAUAUCAACCCGAGGCUGUCAAUGCGUUGUGGUCAUUCUCCCCCAUGUGCACAACUGAGCGAUCUGGCUCAGGCGACAACACCAUUUGGACCUACUGUGAAGGAGGUUACACGACAAGCGGGUUUGGUAGUGCUGGAUCCUAUCCGCCUCAGGUCGACAUUGGUUCCGAGGCUCCUAAGGUGUGGAAUAUAUCAUGGUAUCCGGAGGGGAAUGAUUACCCGUCAGAUGUAUUUGGGAGUGGUGAUAUUUAUCCCGAAUACCAGACCCUGGCUGUCAAAUACUGCCUAUCGGAACCCUAUUCAGCACCUUGUAAAGUUUUCGUCUCGGGUCCUUUCCUCCUCAUUAGCCUGAUCUGCGUUACCUUGGGAUCCAUCCUGAGUGUUCUGGUGUCUUCGUUCCACUGGAGGAAGGAGUCAUGCCAAUGUCUCGGAGAUGCUUUGAAAGUCUUUAUGAUGCAUGGCCCGGACAUUACCAGAAUGUCUGGUACAGGGCCCAUGGUGUGGAAAGAUGCCAAGAAGCGGUGGGGACAGGUCGUCAGCAGGCGCAUGUGGCUCUGGACCUAUAUACCCAUCGGGGUAUUUCUCCUGGGUGGGACUAUUCUCCUUGGCGUGUUUGGCUUCCCAUCUCUACAAUUUGAUGACGCUUUUGGGGACAGCAUAGGCAACCGAAUUACCCCCAUGUUUAACUCCGAGGAUGAAUUCGAUUCCUCCGACACAAGUAUAGCGAAAUUCCUCACUUAUUGUCUCACAACGAACUUGCCUCAACUCGCUGUUUCGAUCUAUUACUUCACCUUCAGUUCUCUAUACUCGACUAUUUUCCAAGGCAGAUACUGGGCGGACUUCGCUGUGAAAGCUCAGCAGCUCCGGGUGAGCUCCAAGCAUGGCGCGCACCAAGUGUCCACCCAUGCCUUCCAGUUUCCUCUUCUCUGGGGAAUCAGCUUCAUAUCCCUCAAAGCCUUACUGGGUUGGAUCCUCAGUCAGACAAUAUACGUAAUGCCAAUUGGAAGCGUCUCUUUCUGGCAGCCCGAAUUCGAAUUCAACGACGUCGACGUGAACAUGGGGUAUUCCAUACGAGCCAUGAUCCCCGGUCUUGUUAUUGCCGCAGUCGCUGCUGCGAUCCCUGUCAUCCUCAGCUUUCGCCCCCUGCCUUUGAAGUCCGUCAUCGUGGGCACCGACUCGGCGGUCAUUGCGAGUUACUGUCCGCCUAACACGCCAUCGGACAGGCAGGACGAAGACUUUGAGUGUCAACAGAAUCCAGGCAUCCAAUUUGAUAAUCUCAUGAGGUCGCGCAGGGACAUCGGAAUGCUGAGAUGGGGCGUUCUGGAUCUCGGGAGCAAACGAAAUCAGCGGCCAGGUGUCCUUGGUCUGGGUACCGAGGAGGAAGUCAUCAAAGUCUCCCCCAUUGCUGGCCACACGUACGUCUCAGUUGCUUUAGCCUCCGAUGGUGUCAACCACUCCUGCCAAAGCCAAGCUGCCGGACGGCAAGGAUAA
Diaporthe amygdali is the source of this 2058-nucleotide messenger RNA. RefSeq lists its product as uncharacterized. Lineage: Eukaryota; Fungi; Ascomycota; Sordariomycetes; Diaporthales; Diaporthaceae. The record is from RefSeq and is a predicted model, not a curated record. The transcript is spliced from 3 exons. Bases 1 to 2058 code for a protein of 685 amino acids.